Amborella trichopoda is the source of this 2597-nucleotide messenger RNA. RefSeq names its product ARM repeat superfamily protein. The record is from RefSeq and is a predicted model, not a curated record. NCBI's taxonomy places the organism in Eukaryota, Viridiplantae, Streptophyta, Magnoliopsida, Amborellales, Amborellaceae. Gene Ontology annotation, molecular function: protein binding.
AGCUCCAAUUGAUCUACACCGUCCAUCAUGAGGUACAUACAUGGUACACCAACAGUGUAACGAACUUGUCAGAAGUAUGAGCAUAUCCACAACCACUGUUUGAUUGAGCAUCUGUUUCUUUUAACGGUGCUUACGACUUUCAAAUUCACCACUCACUCACAAUUCCAUACUCGCACGAGUCAAAGACAAUCAUACGUGUGCCAAAACAUAGCAAAGCAGUAAAUAAAUGGGCAUGGAAGACAUAUAUGAGCCUCGUGAUCAAAUAGUAAGCGAUCGAUAUCACCUCACCUUCUUCUCCCUCUGCUUUGAAUUUUCAAUCAAUCAUCUUUCGUUCUGAACUUUUUGCAUCUUUGAUUCUCUAUCCUUAAUGUCUUCUUAAGAACAAGGAAAUACAGAACCUGAAAUCCCUAUUCUUGAUUUUCGGGCUGUUCUUCAAUAAAUUCCGACCAAAGUUCAGGCUAAUUUCACCCCAAAUUGGAGGUUUUGAUCACGGAUUAACCAAAAAAAUGCAGUGUGAGAAGAAAUUUCAGGCGGAUUUUUAACCUGAGGGAUGAAAGGAGAGGAAGGCCAAGAACAACGCGAUGAAGAGGGAGAAAAGGAUGAGGAAAGCCGGGGACCGCCAGAAAACCCAAAUUCCAGGGAUCCGUUGGCCGGAAUCCGGCAACUGGUCGUCCUAAUCUCCAGUGUAAUCGCCCGAACUUACAGCACAAAGGUAUUUUCCAUCAAAUGGCAGGCCAUUCGAAACAAGCUCGACCACCUGAGCUCAGGCCUCGCAACUGCUUCGGGCUUCAACAAUUCCAGUGAGAAUCCCAGGUUUUCCGACCUAAUUCCGGCCGUAACAUCGACCCUCCAUUACUGCGAAGACCUAGCUCGAAGUUGUACAGAGCUCUCCUAUAGUGGGAAGCUUCUGAUGCAGAGUGACCUAGACGUGCUUUCAGGCAAGCUCGACCUCCAUCGCAGACAUCUUGAUGAGGUCUACAAGGCAGGGAUUUUACCACACAAUUACGCCAUUAUUGUUUCUCGACCUCCUCCUGGUUCUUCACGCCAAGACAUGAACUUCUUCGUGAGAGAUCUCUUCACAAGGUUACAGAUUGGUAAUCAAGAAAUCAAGAACCAGGCUCUUCUGGCCCUGAGCGAAAUCCUUGAAGAAGAUGAGAAAUACGCUAGGGUGAUAUCAGAAACAGGGGAUAUGGAUUACCUGGUUAGGCUCUUGGACUCAGAGGACCCCUCAGUCAAAGAGAAAACCACCAUUGUCGUCUCUUCAAUCGCAGGUUUCGAGGCCUGCAAAAGCCAGUUAAUAGAGGCGAUGGCGAUACCUCCGUUGAUUAGGGUUUUGGAAACCGGUGGUGCUUUGGCAAAAGAAAGCUCUGCAACUUCUCUGUACAAACUGACACUGAACUCUGAAAACGUAUGGUCUUUGACGGCUCAUGGAGGUGUGACCGCUCUUUUAAAAGCGUGUCGACAAAGUAAUGGCGCCGUUACGGCUCCGUCAGCUGCGGUUCUGAGGAACCUUGCAUCAGUUGACGAAAUCCGUCGAUUCAUGGCGGAGGAAGGUGUCAUCCCUGUAAUGGUGAAUCUCUUGAGAUCUGGACACGAAGCUGCGAAGAUAUAUGCAUCAGAGUUUCUGCAACUUAUGGCGGGAACGGAUGAGAAUAACAGAGAGGAAAUCGUCAGAGGAGGAGGGAUCCAAGCUCUGGUUUCCCUUUUGGAAACGAGUUCUUCAUUGAAAGCUCGAGAUUCAGGGUUUCGAGCCAUCCAAACCUUUUGUUCUUCUCCGAAAUAUGCGUGUCCUUUAAUCGGAUCUGGUUUCCUUCAUCAGGUCCUUGUGUUCUUGAAAUCAGGUGAGUUUUCAGGCCAAGAACCAGCACUCAAAGCCCUGCUUAAGAUCUCUAUGAUUUCUGAUGAAACAAAGAAAGCCAUUGGAGAUGCCGGAUUGAUGGCCGAGCUCGUGAAACUACUCGAUGCAAAGAGCCCUGUUGUCAAAGAAACAGCGGCUGAAACCCUUUCUUCUCUUUUGAUGCUUUCAAAGAACAGGAAGAAAUUUCUAAUGGAGGAUUACAAUGUGUCUAAGCUUCUGCAACUUCUUGAUCCAGAGGAUGAAAAGCUCAUGUUCAAAAAGUUUCUUCUCUCUGCUCUUGUCUCCAUAACCAGGAGUAACAGCGGACGAAAGAAGAUUGCAUCCUCUGAAUCUCUGCAAUACCUACAAAAACUUGCAGAAACUGAAGUUAUAGAAGCAAAGAGGGUCAUCCGAAAGCUCUCCGGAAACAAAUUGAUGAGUAUCUUGAGUGGAAAAUGGAGAGCUUGAAUCAAUGGAUUCCCUCUACUUUUCUUGUACAAUUGUGCUGUUUAACUCCUCUCUUAUUAGAACAACGGACUCAAAAAGGAACUCAUUGUCCAUUAAAUCUCUGCCUUUCUGAGGUAACUAGUUCGAGAUAUUCAGAGAAUCAGUGUAGUGUAGCUAAAUACCUAAUUCUGCAUUUGAAUUUCACUUUAAUUCUUUUUUCCUUUUUUUAGGAUUGCUGAGAUCUGAGCAGUGUAUAUGGUAUUUUUUAAUGUCUCCAUAAAUGCAACAAAAUACAUUAUUCUCUAUUCUUUUC